UAAGAGUUGAUGGCCGGCUUCGAUCCAUUAUAACACCAGUAAACACCUCCACUGAAGAGAUGCCGUACAAUGAUAUUCUGUGUUGCAUAUGACCGCAGCAAGGACGGACGACACUCUCCAUUGAACGAGAUAUGAAUAUUCCAAAUUCUGAAAAUAAAUAAAUAAGCUGGAUAAAGAAUGUAGUGUCCCAUUUCCAUCGUAGGAGCCACUACCCAUUGCCGAACCAACUCUCUUUCUCUCCAUUUAAAUUCAUUCAUUCUUCAUCCCAUCCAUACACAAAACAAAACAAACAUGGAAACCAUACAGCACAGAACGGUGCCAGUGAAUGGCAUCAACAUGCACGUUGCAGAGAAAGGAGAAGGCCCAGUGCUGCUCUUCCUCCACGGCUUCCCCGAGCUAUGGUACACUUGGCGCCACCAGAUUCUGGCUCUCUCCUCCAAGGGAUACCGCUGCGUGGCGCCAGAUCUCCGUGGCUACGGGGACACCGAUGUUCCAGAGUCGGUGAGCAGCUACACUUGCUUCCACAUAGUGGGAGACAUUGUUGCCCUCAUCGACUCACUUGGAGUGGAUCAAGUGUUCCUGGUGGCUCAUGAUUGGGGCGCCAUGAUUGGUUGGUUCCUCUGCAUGUUCCGCCCGGAGAGAAUCAAAGCAUAUGUAUGCCUCAGCGUGCCUCUCCUGCGAAGACACCCUACCAUAAAAACCGUUGAUGGGAUGCGUUUCUUGUAUGGUGAUGACUACUACAUUUGCAGGUUUCAGGAACCGGGAGAAAUCGAAGGUCAGAUAGCUCAAGUUGGAACACUCAAUGCCAUGAAGAAUAUCCUCACAACCCGCAAGACUGGGCCUCCCAUCCUUCCCAAGGGACAGUUUGGAAAUGGAGUCAAUGAAUCUACCCCUGAGACCUUGCCUUCUUGGCUCACUCAGGACGAUCUCGAUUAUUUUGUCUCCAAAUUCGAGAAAACUGGCUUCACCGGUGGCUUGAACUACUACAGAAAUUUGAACUUGAACUGGGAGUUGACGGCACCAUGGAGUGGAGCGAAGAUCAAAGUGCCGGUGAAAUUCAUAACAGGUGAUAUGGACAUGGUGUACACGUCGCUAGGGAUGAAAGAUUAUAUCGAGAGUGGGCUUUUCAAGGAAGAGGUGCCGAAUUUGGAGGAAGUCAUUAUUCAAGAAGGUGUAGCUCACUUCAACAAUCAAGAGGCAGCAGAGGAUGUCACUAAUCACAUUUACACCUUCAUUACUAAGUUCUAAUAAUAUCAUCAUCAAAUGAAAGCCUUGCUAUGAGCCUAUGUCUACUUGGCGUUACGUUCCUUCUGUUUCAAAUAAGUUAGAGCUCACUGCUCACUGCUCUUUUUGUUUCACUUGUACUCCAUGCAAGUCUUAGAGCAAACCUCCUUUUUUUUCAUUUUUAUAAUAAGCUAAACUUGUCGUAACAAUAAUUCAUUGCAUCUCUUCU
Arachis ipaensis is the source of this 1453-nucleotide messenger RNA. RefSeq names its product epoxide hydrolase 2-like. Gene Ontology annotation, molecular function: catalytic activity. Lineage: Eukaryota; Viridiplantae; Streptophyta; Magnoliopsida; Fabales; Fabaceae. The record is from RefSeq and is a predicted model, not a curated record.